UCCGAUGCUGUCACCAUGCGGGGAGGAAAUGUCCUCCUGAACUGCUCUGCGGAGUCUGACCGGGGAGUCCCGAUGAUCAAGUGGAAGAAAGAUGGCGUCCACCUGGCCUUGGGAAUGGAUGAAAGGAAGCAGCAACUUCCAAAUGGCUCUCUGUUGAUACAAAACAUACUUCACUCCAGGCACCACAAGCCCGAUGAGGGACUUUACCAAUGUGAGGCAUCUUUAGGAGAUUCUGGGUCGAUCAUUAGUCGGACAGCAAAAGUUGCUGUAGCAGGACCACUGAGGUUCCUAUCCCAGACAGAAUCUGUCACAGCUUUCAUGGGAGACACAGUGCUACUCAAGUGUGAAGUCAUCGGGGAACCUAUGCCAACAAUACACUGGCAAAAAAACCAACAAGACCUGAUUCCUAUCCCAGGAGACUCCCGAGUGGUAGUCUUGCCCUCUGGAGCCUUGCAGAUCAGCCGACUUCAACCAGGGGACAUUGGAAUCUAUCGAUGCUUAGCUCGGAAUCCAGCCAGCUCAAGAACAGGAAAUGAAGCCGAAGUCAGAAUUCUGUCAGACCCAGGACUGCAUAGGCAGCUAUAUUUUCUGCAAAGACCAUCCAAUGUGAUAGCCAUUGAAGGAAAAGAUGCCAUCCUGGAGUGUUGUGUUUCUGGCUAUCCUCCCCCGAGUUUUACCUGGUUACGAGGAGAGGAAGUCAUCCAACUCAGGUCCAAAAAGUAUUCCCUAUUGGGUGGAAGCAACCUGCUUAUCUCCAAUGUGACAGAUGAUGAUAGUGGAACUUACACCUGUGUUGUUACAUAUAAAAAUGAGAAUAUUAGUGCCUCUGCAGAGCUCACAGUCUUGGUUCCACCAUGGUUUUUAAAUCACCCUUCCAACUUGUAUGCCUAUGAAAGCAUGGAUAUUGAGUUUGAAUGUUCAGUCUCUGGAAAGCCUGUGCCCACUGUGAAUUGGAUGAAGAAUGGAGAUGUGGUCCUUCCUAGUGAUUAUUUUCAGAUAGUGGGAGGAAGCAACUUACGAAUCCUUGGAGUGGUAAAGUCAGAUGAAGGCUUUUAUCAAUGUGUAGCUGAAAAUGAGGCUGGAAAUGUCCAGACCAGUGCACAGCUCAUUGUCCCUAAGCCUGCUAUCCCAAGCUCCAGUGUCCUUCCUUCUGCUCCCAGAGAUGUGGUCCCCGUGUUGGUUUCCAGUCGGUUUGUCCGUCUCAGCUGGCGUCCACCUGCAGACGCAAAAGGGAACAUUCAAACCUUCACGGUCUUUUUCUCCAGAGAAGGUGACAACAGGGAACGAGCAUUGAAUACAUCCCAACCUGGGUCCCUUCAGCUUACUGUGGGAAACCUGAAGCCAGAAGCCAUGUACACCUUCCGAGUUGUGGCCUACAAUGAGUGGGGACCAGGAGAGAGUUCUCAACCCAUCAAAGUGGCUACACAGCCUGAGUUGCAAGUUCCAGGACCAGUAGAAAACCUGCAAGCUGUAUCUACCUCACCUACCUCAAUUCUUAUUACCUGGGAACCCCCUGCCUAUGCAAACGGUCCAGUCCAAGGUUACAGAUUGUUCUGCACUGAGGUGUCCACGGGAAAGGAACAGAAUAUAGAGGUUGAUGGACUAUCUUAUAAGCUGGAAGGCCUGAAAAAAUUCACGGAAUAUACCCUUCGAUUCCUAGCUUAUAAUCGCUAUGGGCCAGGAGUAUCUACGGAUGACAUAACAGUGGUUACACUUUCUGAUGUGCCAAGUGCCCCGCCUCAGAACGUCUCCCUGGAAGUAGUUAAUUCAAGGAGUAUCAAAGUAAGCUGGCUGCCUCCUCCAUCAGGCACACAAAAUGGAUUUAUUACUGGCUAUAAAAUUCGACACAGAAAGACGACCCGCAGGGGUGAGAUGGAAACAUUGGAGCCCAACAACCUCUGGUACCUUUUCACAGGUCUGGAGAAAGGAAGUCAGUACAGCUUCCAAGUGUCAGCCAUGACAGUUAAUGGCACUGGACCACCUUCCAACUGGUACACAGCAGAGACUCCUGAGAAUGAUCUAGAUGAGUCUCAAGUCCCUGACCAACCAAGCUCUCUUCAUGUGAGGCCCCAGACCAACUGCAUCAUCAUGAGUUGGACUCCUCCCUUGAACCCAAACAUCGUGGUGCGAGGUUACAUCAUUGGCUAUGGUGUUGGGAGCCCUUAUGCUGAGACAGUGCGUGUGGAUAGUAAACAACGAUAUUAUUCCAUCGAGAGAUUAGAGUCAAGCUCCCAUUACGUAAUCUCCCUAAAAGCUUUUAACAAUGCAGGAGAAGGAGUUCCACUUUAUGAAAGUGCUACCACCAGAUCUAUAACAGAUCCCACUGACCCAGUUGAUUAUUAUCCUUUGCUUGAUGAUUUCCCCACCUCGGUCCCAGAUGUCUCCACCCCCAUGCUCCCACCAGUAGGUGUACAGGCUGUGGCUCUUACCUACGAUGCCGUGAGGGUCAGCUGGGCAGACAACUCUGUCCCUAAGAACCAAAAAACAUCUGAAGUGCGACUUUACACUGUCCGGUGGAGGACCAGCUUUUCUGCGAAUGCGAAAUACAAGUCAGAAGACACAACAUCUCUGAGUUACACAGCAACGGGCCUCAAACCCAACACGAUGUAUGAGUUCUCGGUCAUGGUAACAAAAAACAGAAGGUCAAGCACAUGGAGCAUGACUGCGCAUGCCACUACGUAUGAAGCAGCCCCGACCUCUGCUCCCAAGGAUUUGACAGUCAUUACUCGAGAAGGGAAGCCUCGCACUGUCAUCGUGAGUUGGCAGCCUCCCUUGGAAGCCAAUGGGAAAAUUACUGCUUACAUCUUGUUUUACACCUUGGACAAGAACAUACCAAUUGACGACUGGGUGAUGGAAACAAUCAGUGGUGAUCGGCUUACUCACCAAAUCAUGGAUCUCAACCUUGACACAAUGUACUACUUUCGGAUUCAAGCACGAAAUGCAAAAGGAGUGGGGCCUCUCUCUGAUCCUAUCCUCUUCCGGACUCUGAAAGUAGAACACCCUGACAAAAUGGCUAAUGACCAAGGUCGUCAUGGAGAUGGAGGUUAUUGGCCAGUUGAUACUAAUUUGAUUGAUAGAAGCACUCUCAAUGAGCCACCCAUUGGCCAGAUGCACCCCCCACAUGGCAGUGUCACUCCUCAGAAGAACAGCAACCUGCUUGUGAUCAUUGUGAUCACCGUUGGCGUCAUCACAGUGCUGGUGGUAGUGAUCGUGGCUGUGAUUUGCACCCGGCGCUCUUCAGCCCAGCAGAGAAAGAAGCGGGCCACCCACAGUGUUGGAAAGAGGAAGGGCAGCCAGAAGGACCUCAGGCCCCCUGAUCUUUGGAUACAUCAUGAAGAAAUGGAGAUGAAAAAUAUCGAGAAGCCAUCGGGUACUGAUCCUGCAGGAAGGGACUCCCCCAUCCAAAGCUGUCAAGACCUCACACCAGUCAGCCACAGCCAGUCAGAAACCCAGCUGGGCAGCAAAAGCACCUCUCAUUCAGGUCAAGACACUGAAGAAGCAGGGAGCUCCAUGUCCACUCUGGAAAGGUCGCUGGCUGCACGACGAGCCACUCGGGCCAAGCUUAUGAUUCCUAUGGAUGCCCAGUCCAACAAUCCUGCUGUCGUGAGUGCCAUCCCUGUGCCUACCCUGGAAAGUGCCCAGUACCCAGGAAUCCUCCCAUCUCCCACGUGUGGAUACCCGCACCCGCAGUUUACCCUCCGGCCCGUGCCAUUCCCCACAUUGUCUGUGGACCGAGGUUUCGGAACAGGAAAAAGUCAGUCGGCGAGUGAAGGACCAGCCAGCCAACAGCCACCCAUGUUGCCCCCAGCACAGCCUGAGCAUCCCAGCACCGAGGAGGCACCAAGCAGAACCAUCCCCACGGCCUGUGUUCGACCAACCCACCCACUCCGCAGCUUUGCUAAUCCUUUGCUACCUCCACCGAUGAGUGCAAUAGAACCGAAAGUCCCUUACACGCCACUCUUGUCUCAGCCAGGGCCUACUCUUCCCAAGACUCAUGUUAAGACAGCCUCUCUUGGGUUGGCUGGAAAGGCAAGAUCUCCUUUGCUUCCUGUAUCCGUGCCCACGGCCCCUGAAGUAUCCGAGGAGAGCCACAAAGCAACAGAGGACCCAGCCAAUGUAUAUGAACAGGAUGAUUUGAGUGAACAAAUGGCAAGCUUGGAAGGGCUAAUGAAGCAACUUAAUGCCAUCACAGGCUCGGCCUUUUAACACAUCUUACCCAGUUGAUGAGGUGUAU
Molecule: messenger RNA, 4234 nt
Organism: Enhydra lutris kenyoni (northern sea otter)
Lineage: Eukaryota; Metazoa; Chordata; Mammalia; Carnivora; Mustelidae
Product: DCC netrin 1 receptor
Exons: 28
Coding region: 16-4206 (1396 amino acids)
Biological process (GO): cell-cell adhesion
Cellular component (GO): membrane
Molecular function (GO): protein binding
Source: RefSeq, a predicted model, not a curated record